Messenger RNA from Chaetomium fimeti, 1601 nucleotides. RefSeq lists its product as uncharacterized. Gene Ontology annotation, biological process: poly(A)+ mRNA export from nucleus. Gene Ontology annotation, cellular component: nucleus. The record is from RefSeq and is a predicted model, not a curated record. NCBI's taxonomy places the organism in Eukaryota, Fungi, Ascomycota, Sordariomycetes, Sordariales, Chaetomiaceae. The transcript is spliced from 3 exons. The coding region runs from base 216 to 1523 and encodes 435 amino acids.
UCCUGAAAGAAAGGCAGCAACAGGCUCUCGACUUUCAACCCCGAAAAGAAACCUACGUUCAUCCACCAAAUUCAAACACAACCAUCAAAAAAGGCACGGCGGUUUUCUAUUCGUGAUUACAACCGGUGUCGGUCUUUUCCCCAGAGACCCUCUUUCAUCAGCCACCCUUUUUAUCGCCACGCUCACAUCCAAAUCAAGUCGCGACACGAACGACCAUGUCCGACGCCAACUCCCCAGCCGGGUCGCGGGCUGGAUCGGCCGAGCCAACUCAUCACGAUGAACGCCGUGAUGGCUCUGCAGAUAUCCACAAUGACGACGACGGCAAUGCUUCCGACAAGGAUUCCGAUCUCCUCUCCGAAAUCGACGAAGACCAAUUCGAGGAUUACGAUCCCACUUUCGAGGAGAGGCCUGUUGAGAUUGACGAGAAUGUAGCAAUGACCUUGAAGGCUGCGAAACGGAAGCGGACGGAUGGGGAGGCAUCGAAGAAGCCGAAGGAGGCACGUCGACCGAAAAAGAGGUCGCGGGCAACAGACGACGACGUUGGCGAUGCGGAAGUAAGGGAGCGACGGCCGCGGAAAGCACGCGCUACAGCCGAGCGACAGACUGCUGCAAGCAAGGAAGCGCCACAAGAGGAGGAAAAUGAGGAGCACCUCACGCCGGAGGAGCGCCGCCGCCGGGCAUUGCACCGAGCCAUGGAUAACGCUUUAAAGAACCCCUCGAAGCGGAGACGCAAGAAGGAUGAAAUUGAUCUCGAAGAUGCAGUUGAUGACCAGAUUGCCCACCUCAAAGUGGCAAUGGAGAAGGCUUGCGUGGCGGACAACGAUGCGCGCGAGAGAGGCAUGGCUGCUACAAACAAGUUGCAACUGCUCCCGCAAGUCACGGCCCUGCUCAACCGAACUGCCGUACAAGGCUCCGUUCUCGACCCCGAUACCAACCUACUUCAAUCCGUCAAGUACUUCCUCGAGCCGCUCAACGAUGGCAGCCUGCCGGCAUACAACAUCCAACGCGACCUAUUCAAUGCCCUCGCGGCGCUGCCUAUUAAUAAGGAGGCACUCCUAAGUAGCGGCAUCGGCAAGGUUGUCUACUUUUACACGCGCAGCAAGCGCCCCGAGACCAGCAUCAAGCGGAUAGCAGAGCGGCUAGUUGGCGAAUGGAGUAGGCCGGUCCUGAAACGGACAGAUGACUACAAGAAACGCCAAAUCGAAACUCGCGAUUUCGAUUUUGCUGCCGCGAAACUUGCCCAGCGCCAAGGGGCCGCCGCGUCUGGCUCGCAGAUGACGCUGACCCAGCGACCGGCAGGCGGGAAGUCGCGGUUCGAACUGGAGCGCGAACGCAUGCUCGCGCCCGAGAUCAAGAACACCAACCGCGCCCAGCCGGCUGGUCUUCCCGCCAGCUACACCAUCGCCCCGCGCAGCACGUUCGACGCGACGCGGGGCACGGACGAGUUCCGCCCCGUUGGUGCUGCUGGCUUGGAGGCGUUCCGCAAGAUGACGCAGAAGGGGAAGGGCGGUGGUCGGCGCUAGUUGGGCGAGUAGAAGGAUGGGUCUCUGUUAAAAUGGUACGGUUGGUCACAUUGGGAUAGCGCCGAGGGAGCAGGUAUG